AUGGAUCCCACCACCACCGACCAUCACUCCUCUCCUCCCAUCCACAUCAGCCUUGAACUCAAUGACCACGACGACGAGAUACUACCUCCCAUCCCCGAUCUCUUCUCUGAAAGCCAACAGACCCCUCCCGAGCAUGAAAGUUCCACCGACGAGCAUUCACUCGAAAAUCCCAUCCCGGCCUCUCAACUUGCCGAUCUCUCUCCACCUGGCGAAGCUACCUGCUCCACUGCUGGCCAUCGCUCCUACGUCGAGCCCGAGUCCGACCGCGAGUCCCCAUUUAGCACACCUGCACCUGAGCAAAUGCCCCUCUGGACCGAGCUUGAGACGGGAAUGCUUAUCAGAUUUCUGCACACAGCGUGCAGCCCUCUAAGUGUAGGCGAGAUUUCUGAGUACAUGGCUCGAAGUCUGACGGACACCGCCGCCAUGGUGGUGUGUCUCUGGCUCUCGGCCGUCCGCGUGUCCGAGGCCCGUGGCACCCGACUCUCUUGGUGGAUUGGCCGCCCUGUCUUUAACAGUAUCGGCUCUGGCCGCGUCUCCGUGUUUUUGCGAGAAGGGAACCAGAUCAUGCUGCGGUUCUACGACGUAGAGGGAGAUCUAGAGGCCGAGGCGCCCAUUCAUGAUCCCAGCCAGAUGUAUGAUGAAGGAAGCUUCUGA
Colletotrichum truncatum is the source of this 654-nucleotide messenger RNA. RefSeq lists its product as uncharacterized. The record is from RefSeq and is a predicted model, not a curated record. NCBI's taxonomy places the organism in Eukaryota, Fungi, Ascomycota, Sordariomycetes, Glomerellales, Glomerellaceae.